This is a messenger RNA of Fundulus heteroclitus (mummichog), 2405 nucleotides long. RefSeq names its product adenosine deaminase tRNA specific 1 (gene adat1). Gene Ontology annotation, molecular function: adenosine deaminase activity; RNA binding. The transcript is spliced from 9 exons. Gene Ontology annotation, biological process: RNA processing. The record is from RefSeq and is a predicted model, not a curated record. Lineage: Eukaryota; Metazoa; Chordata; Actinopteri; Cyprinodontiformes; Fundulidae. The coding region runs from base 120 to 1586 and encodes 488 amino acids.
AGUACUUCCUCGGUGUUGUGGAGGAUGUUUUCACGUGGCUUGUUGAACACGUUUCUAACGCUAUAAAUGUCAAAACAACCAUUUUGAUCACAUUAAAUGUCCCGUUUUUCUGUUUAAUAAUGAUAAAUGCGGAUGAAGUUGCCGAGUUGUGUUACGAGCGUUUCCGCCGGCUGCCCCGGAGAGGGAAGCCCGAGCCGGGCAGAGAGUGGAGCCUGCUGGCCGCUGUGCUCCGCAUCACCCGGAGCCCAGACUCGGACUCAGUGGAGAUGGAGGUGGUUUCUCUGGGAACUGGGACUAAGUGUAUCGGAAAGGCAGCCAUGAGUCCCGCCGGUGACGUGCUCAACGACAGCCAUGCAGAGGUCAUCGCCAGGAGGGGCUGCAUCAGGUAUCUGAUCCAGGAGCUGCACGGAGCCGUGAGCGGUCGCCGCGGCUCGCUAUUUCGCCCGGCCGACCAGAGAGGGAAGUGGAGGCUUCAGCCUGGAGUCUCCUUCCUCCUCUUCACCAGCCACACUCCCUGCGGAGACGCUUCCAUCAUUCCCAUGACUGACUCCCAGGCCCAGCCUUGCCCCCCCGUGGCAUCUGUGAGCAGCGGUGGAGAGACCGACGGAGGAGGCAACCUGAAAAGGAAAGCAGAGGAACCGGGCGAAGACGGAGCCUUUAAGGCGCCUCGUCUGGAAGAGAAGGAGACAAAGGAAGGAGAAACGGACCGGUUUGAACGCAGGACUCGUCCCGCUGCAGCACCUGAUGGAGGCGCGUCGGUUCCCGCAGCAGCGACGGAGCUCAAACCAGGAGGCCCUGAAGACCCGAGGCAGGCAGAAGGUGGACAUCCACGGGUCGCAGACGUUCACAGGACGGGCGCCAAGUGUGUCCCAGGCGGCCCGGCCGACCCCCUGCACCCCGGGGCCGGGUACCACAGCACCGGGGUCCUCCGUGUGAAGCCGGGUCGGGGAGAGCCGACCCUGUCCCUGUCCUGCAGCGACAAACUGGCCCGCUGGGGGGUGCUGGGAUUCCAGGGUGCUCUGCUGUCUCAUUACCUGCAGGGGGCGCUGUAUUUCAGCACUGUGGUGGUGGGAAAGUGUCCGUACAGCACAGAGGCCAUGCACAGAGCCUUGGUGACCAGGUGCUCCCGCGUGUCUGACCUUCCUGAUGGUUUCUCUGUUUGUCCGCCGACGCUGCUGCAGUCCACCCUGGAGUUCCCGUUCAGCCAGAACCAAACCGAGCUCCAACACCGCGGCGCACAGGGACGCAUCUCUCCGUGUGGAGCGGCCGUGAGCUGGUGUAAUGUUGCAGAUCAGCCACUAGAUGUCACUGCCAACGGCUACAAACAUGGCGUCACUAAGAAAGUCCUGGGAACGCCUAAGGCCAGGUCUCUUCUGUGUAAACUGGAGCUUUUUCACUCGUUCCUGUCUCUCGUGGCGGCCACCGACCCUUCGGCCCUUCCCGACUCUCUCAGGUCAGGAGAGUUGCUCACCUACUGGGACUAUAAGCAGGCCUCCCGGCCGUACCAGCAGGCCUGGCAGCAGCUGCGUCAGCAGGCCUUCCCCCUGUGGCCUCGCAGCGACAGAAACCUCCUCCUGUUUCACUGAAAGCCGACUCCGCAGCAGGAAUGUCCUCGGCGGGCUCCAUGAAAAACCGGCUUUGUUUGCAGCGCGAACUCGGAGGUCACGUUUCGGAAACAACCGCUGACCGGCAGAAAACUCAGAUUUUUACCCCUGUGAUGGCAGAAAGAGACGUUGUUCGCCAGAGAGCGUUGGUUUCCCCUCGCGGCCUGUUGGCUCAGCUGCUCUGUCGCUCAGGUUUACCCAGCGGGACGCCCGGCUUUGUCCUGCUGUUCAGGGAGGCCGAUGUCUGCAGGUCGCCGUCUUUAUCUUCAUGCUGCGUGUGGCGAGAGCCCUCUGAAAACACAGCUGGGAUGGAGCCGCCUGCAAGUCUCAGCUCUCUGCGCUGGCUUUACGACUCUUCCUGGGUUUCUCCCACAGAUGGAGCAGUGUGUCGGGUUUUCCUUCUGUUAGUGUUAAACAGCUACAUGAAACACGAUACUCAGCUGGUUUUCUACCAGAUGUAACGGGACGCUCACCUUCUAUCAGUUCCUACUUCUGUCUUGUCCUCAGAAUAUCUUCCCGAAAGUCUUGGGGAUCAUCUUUUUUUUGUUGUUGUGAAAUGUGAGAGCGUGUUGUUGUUCUUUUUGUGUGAACAGUGACCCAGUUUUCCUCUUAUUGCUGAAUCACCAACACUCACCCCCUUUAACUACCCUGCCAAGAAAGAAAAAACUCUAUGCAAAGCAUUGCUUCUGUCACAAACCCUUUACAUUUCACAAUGGUGACCUCCACCGAACUUUAAUGUUUAAAGUGCAAAAUGAACUGUAGAAAAAAGGAGCAGAUUCAUGAAUAAAAAAAUAACACAAA